AGGUCGUGCGCCGAUGGCUUCAACGUCUGCCUGCUUGCCUACGGCCAGACCGGCAGCGGCAAGACGCACAGCAUGAUGGGGCCAGCAGAGGCGCCCGGGCUGUCGGUACGGGCGGUACAGGCGCUUUUUUGGAUCACGGCCGCCGACACCGCCGAUGGACAGCACCGCACGCUCAGCGUCAGCAUGCUGGAGGUGUACAACGAGGCGCUGAGGGACCUGCUGGCGACGGGGCAGGAGGCCGCAAAGCCUCUGGAGGUGUGUGUGUGUCGGGUGCCCGGGCUGACGUGGCGCCCCGUCAGCAGCGUGGACCACGUGCUGCACGUGCUGGCAGAGGGCAGCAAGAACCGCGCCACCGCCGCCACCUCCCUCAACGCCCACUCCUCCCGCUCCCACGCCCUGCUCUCCGUGCGGCUGACGGGCGCCGACGGCCGCUCCUCAGUGCUCCACCUCGUCGACCUGGCAGGCUCCGAGCGCAUCUCCAAGAGCGAGGUGGCUGGGCAGCAGCUCAAGGAGGCGCAGGCGAUCAACAAGUCGCUGUCGGCGCUGGGUGACGUCAUCCAGAGCCUGCAGUCCAAGAGCGGGCACGUGCCGUACCGCAACAGCAAGCUGACGCAGGUACUGCAGGACAGCCUGUGCGGGUCCAGCAAGGUGCUGCUGGUGUGCUGCGUGAGCCCAGAGGCGGACAGCGCCCAGGAAUCCAUCUCCUCCCUCAACUUCGCCUCACGGGCCGCGCAGGUGAGGCCCUGCCUGUGUUAG
Chlorella variabilis is the source of this 756-nucleotide messenger RNA. RefSeq lists its product as hypothetical. Lineage: Eukaryota; Viridiplantae; Chlorophyta; Trebouxiophyceae; Chlorellales; Chlorellaceae. Gene Ontology annotation, molecular function: microtubule binding; ATP binding; microtubule motor activity. The record is from RefSeq and is a predicted model, not a curated record. The annotation marks the transcript as partial. Gene Ontology annotation, biological process: microtubule-based movement. The transcript is spliced from 5 exons.